Molecule: messenger RNA, 3069 nt
Organism: Macrosiphum euphorbiae (potato aphid)
Lineage: Eukaryota; Metazoa; Arthropoda; Insecta; Hemiptera; Aphididae
Source: the annotation of a GenBank genome assembly
AUGCUGCUGACGCUGUAUUAUAUGGCUACCAAUUGGUUUCAAUCAUAUAGAUUAUCAAAUAUAAAAUCAAAUUUUAAAAAAUACCUUUCAAACAAUUUGACUCUAGUGCUAUACAAAGAAAAGGAUUUUUUAGGAUUAGACAACGAAAACCUGUGCAAUAAAAAAAAUGGUGAUAUAUUCCUGUCCAUAAGACCUUAUGGCAUUACUUCAGACAGUUGCAAAGAUGCUAGGUCCGCUCAGCUUGAUCAGAUCCUGUCGUUUGUUGGGCAUAAAAGGUCAUGUUCAGUUUUCCCCGAGCAAAUAUUGAAUGUGGAUAGUUGGAUUCUUAUUCCAAAUAACCCUAUUACAUUUCCUGCACUCUUGAAUACACACAAGCCAAUAACUUUAAGUCUAGAAACAAAACUUCAUUUAUUGGUUGAAGCCACUUACAGAAUGUUCAAUGGUCGUCAAAACAUGGAGAAAUGUUUCAUUGAAGAUUUUGGUGUGCCUAAAGCAUGGAAUGCCGGGGAAAAUUUUGGUCUAUUGUUGGAAACUGAUCUGGAUCAUUUUGCUAAGCUUACCAGUAGUUUUAUGGCUGAUUCAAAAUCACUAUAUCUGGGAAACCAUAUGGAAUUACUACGAAUACAAACUGUAAAAGUUGAAGGUCAACCGUGUGAUAUUGAAAAUAAUGAAUCAAUUGCUUCUAGUAUUGACUUUGUUUAUAGUUUACAUGAUAAUUAUGGUAUUAUCAACAAUUUAACAACUGUUCAGUGGAAAAACUACUGUGACACACUUUAUGCUGUAUCUGUGGCUGCAAAAAAUGUAUUAAAAACUGGAAAACCUAUUAACUUUUGUUCAGCAGUAUUGUCAAGAGAAGCUGAUAAUGAAAUAAAUAUGGACGAUUAUGUUGUUAUUGAAAAUGAACAAGAUGAAGUUGACAGCACCAUUGUAAAAAAUGUUAUAUCAGAAAAUUUUACUGAGAGUAAAAUUGAGAGUAACAUUGAUAAGAACACUAUUCCUGAACUGGAAAUUCCAAAAGAUAAUCACUUACAAUAUGUUCAAUUUAACAAUGGAUUAAAUGGAAAAUCAAAUAGUGAAUAUGAUUAUGAGAGUGCUUCAACUAGUUCCAGUGAGUCUAUUAGUUUUCGAAGAAUAGUUCUCACGCCGAUUGAAGAAAAUGAAACAAAAUUUUCAAGCGGGAUGAAACCAAUUAAAAGUAGUCCUGAUGUGUUUGGGAUAUAUAGUAACUCUUUAAAUUCUUCAAUGAUGAGAAGUCAUCGAUCAUUUUCCGAUUUUAGUAACAGUAUUGAAACAAGACCUCGAUGUCAUACACCGGUACAACAUAGUGGUGAAUCAAAAACUGGAAAACCACCAAAUAUUAUUAUAUUUAGUGACAGUGCUUCCAGCGCACAACAAAUUCAGCAUUCAUUGGAGUCAGUCUUGCAUAGAUACAGGUACACAAUCUAUACUUUGAGCUUAGAUAAAAUGCUUCAUUCACCAUGGACGUCGCAGGCCACAAUGGUAGUUGUGUACGGUGCUGUACCUGAUGAACUUUAUCCAUUACUUGAGCAAUACCUGUUAACAGAAGGGGGCCGAAUCUUAUGCCUGUGUUCUGAUUUUCUUGGAACACUGCUCCCAACUGCUUUUAGUACAGCUGAAGUGUGUUCUGAUGACAUAGUCAGCUUCACGUACCGUCCAUUGUCCAUGCGAACAUCUCUCUUGCACCAUGUUCUCUGUUAUCAACCCAGCAUACCCAAUAAUGAUCAUUUUCCAUCAGAAAACGGUGUUAAAGAAGACAGAAAUUUAGACAUUGUGGAUAUGUUUGAUACAAACAACAAGCAUCAUACCAUUGACAUCGAAGUUCUGGCUGCCGAAGAUACCUGGGAAACGCCAAGUUUAAUUUUAGCAACAGCUCCAUCCGGAGGAAAAGUCAUUUUCUCUCAAGUACAUUUGGAAAUCGAUCCUCAUCAAAACGGAGAGUGCCGUUCAACUACCGAGGAUAGAUAUCUAUUAAUUAAAGAUUUGUUGAGCACCCAUUUGGGACUGGAUUGUGUGUCCUGUGAUCAAGAACCAAAACACACGCCCGCUUAUUUACUAGGAACUGAAAAUGAUAAGGUUACAUUUUUAACUUCUUUAAAUGGAAAAGUAUCGAAAAAUAAUGUGUUAUUAUUGAAAGACUUAAAAGUUCAGUUUUGUACAAAAGAUGAAAUGUGUAUUGGAGCUAGUGAAUACUCCAUUCCUGUAAUUUGCAAUGAUUUCCCAAUGAACUUCAGUGGAGAAGAUUAUUUCAAAGAUCUCCAUACUGAAGAAUUAGGACGCCUAGUAAUAUUUGGAGAAGUCAUGUCAUCUUCCAUGAAGCUCUUAACCGAUCCAAUAUCCAGGCAUGGGCUUGUAGUCAUUCCAAAACAACAAAUUUCUGGAAUUGGUAGAGGCGGUAAUAAAUGGUUGAGUCCAAGUGGCUGUGCCAUGUUUUCUGUACAGUUGCACAUUCCGUUUGAUUCAAAGCUUGGUCAGAGACUAGCAUUGCUACAACAUGUUGUUGCAUUGUCAGUUGUUUCAGCCAUAUGUUCACUGCCCGGUGGCUAUGAUAAACUUGAUCUCGGUCUAAAAUGGCCAAAUGAUAUAUACGCUGGAGGAAAUGCAAAAAUUGGUGGUUUAGUCAUCAGCAGUUCUGCCGCUGGAAACACAGCCAUCUGUUCUAUUGGAUGUGGUGUAAAUUUAAAUAACAAUUUACCUACCACUUGCAUAAACGACAUUAUCAUUGAACAUAAUGCAAAUACUCAAAGUCAACUUAAAACAUUGACUUAUGAACAAUAUUUUGCCACUGUAUUUACCGAACUCGAAAGGCUAUUGAAUCAAGUUCAAAAUGGCAAUGUAGACAUUAUAUUUGAUCUUUACUACAAAUAUUGGCUUCAUAGUAAUACUGUAGUAACAGUGCUUCGACCAAACAAAUCGUCAUUCAAAGCCACGGUGAUAGGACUAGAUGACCAUGGAUUUCUGAGGGUUCGUUCAGAAGAUGGAGACAUUAUAGAUGUCAGACCGGAUGGAAAUUCGUUUGAUAUGCUUGCUGGUCUCAUAGCCCCAAAAUAA